Messenger RNA from Apis florea (little honeybee), 3648 nucleotides. It is a transcript of the gene FoxP, whose product is annotated as forkhead box transcription factor P. Gene Ontology annotation, biological process: regulation of transcription by RNA polymerase II. NCBI's taxonomy places the organism in Eukaryota, Metazoa, Arthropoda, Insecta, Hymenoptera, Apidae. Gene Ontology annotation, molecular function: DNA-binding transcription factor activity, RNA polymerase II-specific; RNA polymerase II cis-regulatory region sequence-specific DNA binding. The record is from RefSeq and is a predicted model, not a curated record. Gene Ontology annotation, cellular component: nucleus.
CUCUCUCUCUCUCUCUAUCCCCCCGCGAGUGGUGUUCGUGUUUAACGUGUGCUCUUCUAUCUGCGACGUUAUUAUUUUUUCUCUCUUUCUCUCUCUCUCGCGUCGCGAAAAGUGUUGCUCAUCGUGGCGUAUCGAGAAAAGACGUCCUUGUCGCGAAGAGACGCUUCGUGUGUAUCGCGCUUCCAUGAAUUCCAAGCUGGCCGUUGGACGCUUGAAAUUGGGGACCAAGGACUUUUCUUAAAGACGAUGGCAUAAUGGAUCAUGACACAGACGGAGACGGAGCGAUCAACUUGUCAACGUCACAGCGACCCUCCGCCGCCACCACCCCUAACGGCGACACCCCCUCGUACGGCCAAGAUCAACAAGACAACGACCAGGCUACUUCGCUGUUUGCAGCCCUGAAGCAGCAACAACAGCAACAGCAACCGCGCGACACUGUCCCCUCGUCGAGGGAGCGCGAGAAUCGAGAUCGAGAUCGACUGGUGGCCCGUAACCGUGAGAACAACCGAAACGAGAUAGGUGGCGGCGUGACGGAACAAUCGCAGCCAACGCAGCAACAACAGCAGCAGCAACAGGAGCUCACGAUCGAGUAUCAGAGCAAUGGAAAGCUCAGUCCCGCUGGGCACGCAGUGACAGCAGCACCCAUGACCCAGCAAAAGCAGCCUAUCAUCACGCAGCAAUCGCAACAGCCGAGCUCGGGGGCGCCUGGUCCCCAACCGAGUCCUCAUCAGAGUCCGCAGGCCCCUCAGAGGGGUUCACCGCCAAAUCCUUCGCAGGGUCCCCCGCCGGGAGGGCCGCCAGGGGCACCACCUUCGCAAAAUCCCUCGCAGAUGAUGCUCAGCCCGGCUAGCGGCAUCCACCAGAUGCAACAACUGCUGCAACAACACAUACUCAGCCCCACCCAACUGCAAUCCUUCAUGCAGCAACACUCGCUCUAUUUACAACAGCAACAACAGCAACAUCACCAGGAUUCCUCGUCGGAGCAUGCGUCCAAUCAGGAACGAUUCGGCUACUUUUCGUCCCUUAAAGACCAUCAACACCAGUUCGCCGAGCUGGGCAGGAAGAAGCUGGAGCAGGCGAUACAGCAACUGCAGGAACAGUUGCAGUUGAACGUGAUCCAGCAGACGCAUCUGUUGCAAACGGCGGACAAGAAGAAGGCGUCCGCCCCGCUUCAACAAUUGGCGCUUCAACAGCAACGUCUGAUACAGCAAUUGCAGAUCACGCAGAGCCAAUAUCUUCUUCAACAGGGUCUGGGUCUUCAGGGUCACAAUCCUUCUUCAGGUCUCCAACCUGGCGAAGGACUACCAAUGUGGAAAUCGGACACGUCGGAUGGUCCGGAAUCGCAUCAGAACUCGAACGUUCCGAAAUCCGUGGCUGGACUCAAUGGACUUCUCAAUUCGACAGUGUCGAGUCGGCGGUCGGAUAUGAACGGAACCACUCCAUUGGACGAGAAACCGCUGGACGUUUCCUCCAACGACAAGGUUCAUCCCCUGUACGGUCAUGGGGUCUGUAAGUGGCCGGGCUGUGAAGUUAUUUGUGAAGACUAUCAAGCAUUCCUUAAACACUUGAACACGGAGCACACGCUGGACGACAGAUCGACGGCGCAGGCCAGGGUUCAGAUGCAAGUGGUCUCGCAACUGGAGAUCCAAUUGCAGAAGGAGCGGGACCGGUUAACCGCUAUGAUGCAUCACCUGCACGUGGCGAAACAAAUGGCUUCCCCCGAGCCGCCAAAGUCGUCCGAGUCAUCGACGGGCUCGAGUAUACCAAAGUUAAAUCUCUCCACCGCUCUGAUGAGCCAGCCACCACCGAAUUUCGGUGUCUCUCAAGUGUCUCCCGUCUCGAUGUCCGCUUUGGUGUCAGCGGUCAGGUCGCCAGCAGGUGGACAACUGCCACCUUCGGCCGGAGCGCCUAUGCCGCCCAUUCCCAACAUGUCCAACAUGUCGGGGAUGCCUCCGUUGCCGAACAUGCCUGGUAGCAUGCCCACCAUGCCUACCAUGCCCAGCAUGGCGGGGCCCAUCAGACGACGUAUCAGUGAUAAAUCCGCCCUCUCCUUGGCAGGAGGACUGUAUGACGAGGGCACUGUAAGGCGCAGAGUAGCCGUCGAUAGAUCUGGAAUAGAUAUUAACGAAGAAAUUCAACGAAAUAGGGAAUUUUACAAGAAUGCCGAUGUCAGACCGCCGUUUACAUACGCAUCAUUAAUUAGACAGUCGAUCAUCGAGUCGCCGGAUAAACAGUUGACCUUGAACGAGAUCUACAACUGGUUCCAGAACACAUUCUGCUACUUCCGGCGCAACGCAGCAACGUGGAAGAACGCGAUCCGCACCAAUCUAUCAUUGCACAAGUGUUUUGUGCGCUAUGAGGACGACUUCGGGUCAUUCUGGAUGGUGGACGACGCCGAGUUCGUAAAGCGGCGGCAUCUGUCCCGCGGCCGCCCCAGGAAAUAUGACCCAACCCCAUCACCCACUCCACCCCACCUCUCCGCACAGUAAGCACUACCACUUUUUAGAAUUCUGCUGGCUGGCUGGCGCGACGUUCUGACCUUACCGCGGUAUUCUCUUGUAACGCGGCGACCGGGACGUUUUCGCUUGGUCGUUGCCUAAAUAAACGAACCACUAAACGCCCCUCUCGAACCUGCUGCCUUUGUCGUUCAGAUCGCGCGAAUCGAAUCGCCUUCUAUUUCCUUUCAUUUCGUUCAUCGUACCAAAAUAACGAUAAUUAUUCUCUACUUUAACCGUGUUAAAAACACUUGUCACUCGUAGGAAUACUGGAUAAAAUCGAAGAAGAAAGCGCGAAUGUGAAAUUUCGCCGAGUUACGUUGCGUGCUCGAUGUCAAACGACUCGUCGUACUACUUGUUGUACGAUUGUACUGGAUCGCUUCGUUUAGAAUUCUUCGCGAUGGAAUUUCGCGUUACGAUUAAUGAGGAAAUGACUUCCAAGGCAGCAGGGAGUGGCUCUAAGCAGUUUAUCCAAUCCUCCAGGAAACGAAUUCCGCAUCAUGCCUGCCUCGAAUACCUCUUAGAAUCCGUCUCCUUCAUAAACCGGAUAAGUAGUACCUGUUCAACCUUCCUUGAUCUUCAUCAGAGGUGCGCGAUAUAUCAUAGAAGAAUGUAUAUUUCUUCUAUAUAACAACGUAAUUUCUUGGUUAAUUUAGCCUGGAUGAAAAAGAGAAGGGAAUGUCGGUAGAAUCCAAUGUAAGCGUAAGGGAACAGGGAAUUUCGUCCAAUUAAAAUUUGCAGCUCCAGCUUGUUAACGGUUAAAUCUGCGCACCUCUGCUUGUGACGUCCAAAACAGCCCCCUCAUAUAGUACAUUCCCGUAUACGUCUCACUAGUACCGUAGCCCGAGGCUCUAGCACACCCGAGAGAGCUUAAAUCCUGGACGAUCCUGCAGGAGCCCAGCCACAGGACGAUUGGUCCGUGCUGCAGGAUCUCUGAUGUGUUUAGUGGUUGCUCGCAUGGAUAAUCAAGGAUCCUAAUAUUCGUUCCCAUAAGAAUUUAAAAAAAANAAAAAAAAAACAAAAAGAAAAAUAUGUGAGAAAAAAUACUGGAAAAAAAAAAUUCCCCGUAAGACUAUCCUUACCACUGAAAAAAGAAAACACUGCGCUUAUAAUUGUAUGGUGCUUAUGUAGUGGCGUUUGCAGUGUCUUGGGA